AUGUCACCAUCUAAAGUUUCCGAGCUUCAUUGGGAGGAAGUCGGUGCCAAGAAACGUGCGUCUCUCGAGGCCAGUCUUCCAAAAGAAUGGCGUGUACCCUCAGAUCUUCUGCCUCACGAGUCACAGACAGACGUGACAAAUUGGGCAGAAACCUCUGGCUGGUUCACCCCUGAGGAACUGAGCAUUACCAACUCCACAGCCGCAGAGCUUCUACCCAAGCUUGCGUCUGGUGAAUUGAAAUCCCUCGAUGUCACCAAAGCAUUUUGCAAGCGUGCGGUCGCUGCUCACCAGCUGACCAACUGCCUUUCAGAGACUUGCUUUGAACGUGCUCUGGCAACUGCGCGAGCUCGCGAUGAAGAGCUCGCCCGAACAGGAAAGCCUGUGGGCUCCCUGCACGGCCUCCCCAUCUCUCUCAAGGACAACUUCAAGCUGAAGGGUCUUGAUUCCACUGUUGGCAUUGCUGCACAUAUUGAUGACCCGGCAGACUCCGACUCCCCGCUUGCUCAGUUGCUGGAGGCUGCUGGCGCUGUAUUUUAUGUGAAAACCAAUGUGCCCACCGCCAUGAUGAUCGCAGAGACGGUCAACAACGUAUUCGGAAGAACCGUGAACCCCAGAAACAGAUUGACAACCAGCGGUGGGAGCUCUGGCGGCGAGUCAUCGCUCAUCGUGCUCAGGGGAAGCCCCCUGGGUGUGGGAUCCGACAUUGGCGGGUCUCUCCGUAUUCCAGCUGCUUGUGCUGGUUUGUUCACUAUCCGACCUUCAGCUGGCCGUUUCCCAGUGAGAAACACUAGAUCCGGCAUGCCGGGUCAGGAGGCAGUUCUCUCUGUUAAUGGUCCAUUGGCCAACACCAUUGAGGACAUUGAGCUGUAUAGUAAGAGCCUUAUCGGCGAAAAGCCAUGGCUUCGUGAUCCUAAAUGCGUUCCCAUUCCAUGGAGGGAGGUAGAGCUGCCCAAGAAACUGAAGAUUGGCGUUAUGUGGCACGACGGUAUGGUGCGCCCGACACCUCCCGUCGCCCGCGCGCUGCGAGAAGUCAAGGCCAAGCUCGAGGCUGCAGGACACGAGUUUGUUGAGUGGGAUCCCGUUGAUCAAAAAGAAGGAAAUGAACUUCUAGGUCGAAUGUUCGUGGCCGACGGUGGCUUGACCAUCAAGAAGGAGCUCGACCGCACUGGUGAGCCUUGGAGGCCUGAGAUGGAGGCCUACUCUGUUGCCAGGGACCUCACCACAAGCGAGAUGUGGAAGCUCCAUCUUGAGCGCUCAGAGUUUCAAGGCCGGUAUCUGGACCGUUGGACCAAGGCUGGUAUUGACGCACUCUUGGUUCCUACCAUCCCAUUCAACACAGUUCGACACGGAGCCUUCAAACAUGUUGGUUAUACUGGAGUAUAUAACGUACUGGACUAUUCCGCGACAUCUUUCGUCACCGGCCUCACCGUCGACAAGUCCAUUGACCAACUGAACGGAUACGAGCCACUUGGUGAUAUUUGCAAGGCAAUAAAUGAUGACUAUGAUGCUGAGUUAAUGCAUGGGUUGCCUAUCAGCCUGCAACUCGUAGCACAGAGGCUAGAGGAGGAAAAGGUGAUUGCAAUGACCAAGCAUGUCCUUGAAGUCAUUGCGUAA
This is a messenger RNA of Clonostachys byssicola, 1614 nucleotides long. Lineage: Eukaryota; Fungi; Ascomycota; Sordariomycetes; Hypocreales; Bionectriaceae. The record is from the annotation of a GenBank genome assembly.